AUCGACGGACACCCAGAAGUUGAAUCCAUGUCAGCCGUGGAGAUCUUCCGCUAUUUGCACUGGACCAACAGCACGUCGUGUCAAUUCGCUGUCUAUUUCGGUUUCAUGAUAUACGGUGCUGCAGGCCUAUUUGCACCGGACGGCCACAAAGCUGUCUGUCUCGACAAAUCCAUCGCUCCCGUCUACAAUAAUUGUCUCGUCUACUCGUUUGGCAUCAACAAUCUGUGGUCGUUCGAUGAAUCCAUGGAAAAGUUCGGAUGCCAAGUCUAUUCUUUCGAUCCAUCUAUGGGAGUGAAAGAUUACAAUCGGACUGAGAAAAUCCAUUUGUACAACAUUGGCCUGUCCGGAGUGGAUGGAUUGCAUCCAACCAAAGGAUGGAAUAUGAAAACGGCCUGGUCCAUCUAUGACAUGUUGGCGAAUAGUCAUGGGUCCUCAACGGUAAUCGAUUUUCUGAAAAUGGAUAUCGAGUUAUCCGAAUGGGAAGCUAUUCCUCAAAUGCUACGAAGCGGUUUCCUUAGCGACAAGGUCAAACAACUGGCUGUCGAGAUUCACUUUGAUGCAGGCGACUCUUUGGAAACUCUACGGCGAUAUGUCCGCAUCCUGCAAGACCUCGAGGCCAAGACUGGAACUGAGCGAGCUGGAAAAUUUAUUCGAUUCAGUUCGCGGCCCAAUCCUUGGUGCCAGGAAACCAAUUUCAAUUUUAAACGGGAAAGAGGAAUAUUUCGCAAUGGAAUUGGCGUGGUACAACUCAAAGUACUAAUCAUUUUAGCACCCAAUCAGCAGUUGAUGCCCCAAAUAAAAUUGCCCAUGAACUUGAUUAAUCGUGGAUUUCAUGUCCAUUUCAAGCAAGAACAAUGCUUAGGCUACUAUCUAUUCCCAAGUCUAUUCCUAAACAAACUGUUCUACAUUUACGGGUUCCUUUGUCAGCUAAGAAAAAUGUCUUAUACGAUAUGGAAAAAAAACAUGACGGGGAAAUCGACUGAAGCAUUUAUAGCCUGUAUGGGCGACGGUUGACACAAGGAAAAUUUGUCAACGAAUCACCGAAUAAAAGUCUUUAAGAUUGAAUAACUUUGAAAAAUAUUUGUCGUUUGAUCUGCGAUAGAUCUGCGCAUAGUUUUGGUACCCAAGAAAAGGCACACAGUUGUGGCAUGUCGG
Daphnia pulicaria is the source of this 1155-nucleotide messenger RNA. RefSeq lists its product as uncharacterized. NCBI's taxonomy places the organism in Eukaryota, Metazoa, Arthropoda, Branchiopoda, Diplostraca, Daphniidae. The transcript has 2 exons. Bases 28 to 1014 code for a protein of 328 amino acids. The record is from RefSeq and is a predicted model, not a curated record.